Closterium sp. Yama58-4 is the source of this 219-nucleotide messenger RNA. NCBI's taxonomy places the organism in Eukaryota, Viridiplantae, Streptophyta, Zygnematophyceae, Desmidiales, Closteriaceae. The record is from the annotation of a GenBank genome assembly.
AUGCUUCGGUACAAGACGGGCACUGAGAUGGUGACUCUCAAUUAUGGAAUGAAGAUGUUGAAUGUGCGGGCACCAAUGGGAGUGGUGCGCUUGGGGGCGUCGAUCGGAGCCAAGUACACGGGAAAGAUUACGAAGCCAGGCCUAUUUACUGGGAAGAUCAAUAUAGUGCAUGGCGUUGACACCGUGAUUCGCCCUCCGUGGUACCAGGGAGUUAAGUGA